GAGGCCGCCCCGCUUCCAUGUUGCCACGUUCAAAGCCGCCGGCGACGGGGAGCGUGGCGGACACGCGCAGCCCGCACGCAACCGCUGCGCCCGCCCUCUCCGCCUCGCAGCCAAUCGGCGCAGAGAGAGGUCACACCCCGUCGCUCUGCGCGCUCUGCCAUUGGCUGGAGGCUGCGGGCGGGAGGGGAGGGGGCGUGCCUGGCGCUUGGCUGCGGUGGCAGCCGGCGCUCCCGCACGCAGCGCUCGGACGGCGGCGGCUCCUGACUCAUUCCUGCUGUAGCCCCGCCCCGCGCUACCUGACAGGAGGCGCCAUGGCCUCCCGCAAGGGCUCUAAGGGCACCGGCGGCACUCCCGGCUCCGGCUCCAAGCGAGAGAGUAAGCAUGGAGGAAACAAGAACGGAAAGAAAGAAGGCCUCUCUGGAAGCUCAUUUUUCACCUGGUUUAUGGUAAUUGCUUUGCUGGGAGUUUGGACAUCAGUAGCAGUUGUCUGGUUUGAACUUGUAGAUUACGAGGAAGUCCUAGGCAAACUUGGAAUAUAUGAUGCUGAUGGAGAUGGAGAUUUUGAUGUGGAAGAUGCUAAAGUAUUGCUAGGCCUAAAAGAAAGAUCUGUCCCAGAACAGCCAGCAUCACCAGUAUCUGAGGAGACCAUUCAGCCUGCUGAGCAGUCAUUUGUCAAAUCAGAGCACAAGAAUGUUGAUGUAGAAUUGGAAGAGGAAAUUCAGCCUGUUCUUCAUGAAGCUCUCCACUCCCAGCCUGGAGAGGGACAUGAAGAUGUAGAUGAAAGCAUAACUGACCAGUGGCAAGAGAAGGAAGAAAUACAUACAGAAACAUUUGAAGCUCCCGCAACAGAUGACUUGCUUAGAGAGUUAGAGAAUGAAAUGACAGAGGAUUAUGAGAUACCAGACUCACUUCAAAAAGAUGCUGAUCUUGUAGCAGAUGAUCCUGGAGCAACAGAACCUGAAAGAUAUGAAGUUCCAGUUUCUUAUGAAUAUGAUAUGGAUGUGGAAAACAUAGUAAGUGAUCCAGAAGCUCCAGGUGACACUGAGCUAACAUUAGAAGAUGCUGUUGAACACUACACAGAGGACAGAGUGCAUGAUGUUUAUAAUGAACAUGAACCAGAACAAGAGAAAGAGACUGAGACUCAAGAUACAGCUGUUGAGGACCCUCCUGAGGAAGUACAUGAAGCCACAGAACCAGUUAGAGAUGAAGUUGUUGAAGAUUUAGAAAUUGAGAAAAAACUACCAGUAGAAAGUAAGCAUACAGAAGAUAAUGUGGCCACUGGACCAGAGGAAUCAGAAGUCCCUGUUCAAACUGAGGAUUAUUCAAAUGAUAAUCUAGUGGGAAAAGGUGAAACAGAGACUGAGCAAGACAAAAUGGAAAAAGUUAAAAAGAAGAAGAAGCCGAAGCUCUUAAACAAAUUUGAUAAAACCAUUAAAGCUGAAUUAGAUGCUGCAGAAAAAUUACGUAAAAAAGGAAAAGUUGAAGAAGCUCUAAGAGCCUUUGAAGCAUUGGUGAAUCAGUAUCCUGAAAGUCCACGAGCAAGAUAUGGAAAAGCACAGUCUGAAGAUGACUUAGCUGAGAAAAUGAGAAGUAAUGAGAUGCUGCAAAAAGCCAUCAACACCUAUGAUGAGGUGGUUAGUCUGCCAAAUGUCCCUUCAGAUCUGAUAAAACUGAGCUUGAAACGAGAAGCUGACAGGCAGCAGUUCCUUGGUCGCAUGAGAAGUUCCCUGAUUACUCUACAGAAAUUAGUUCACCUGUUUCCAAGUGAUACAUCAUUCAAGAAUGACCUUGGUGUUGGUUACCUCUUGAUAGGAGACAACAGCAAUGCCAAGCAAGUGUAUGAGGAGGUUCUACGCAUGGCUCCAGAUGAUGGCUUUGCCAAAGUACACUAUGGCUUCAUCCUGAAGGCUGAAAACAAGAUAGCAGAGAGCAUACCUUACCUAAAGGAAGGACUAGAGUCUGGUGACCCCGGCACAGAUGAUGGACGAUUUUACUUUCAUUUGGGUGAUGCCUUGCAGAGAAUAGGAGACAAAGAGGCGUACAAGUGGUAUGAGCUUGGAUACCAAAGAGGUCACUUUGCAUCGGUCUGGCAGCGCUCUCUCUACAACGUCAAGGGACUGAAAGCUCAGCCGUGGUGGACAGCAAGGGAAACUGGUUAUACAGAACUGGUAAAGUCCUUAGAAAAAAACUGGAAGCUCAUUCGAGAUGAGGGGCUUGAUGUGAUGGAUAAAAAAAGAAGCCUCUUCUUGCCUGAAGAUGAGAAUCUACGAGAAAAAGGAGACUGGAGUCAAUUUACUUUAUGGCAACAAGGAAGAAAAAAUGAGAAUGCUUGUAAAGGUGUUCCAAAAACGUGUGCUUUACUGGAAAGAUUCCCAGAAGCUACGGGCUGCCGAAGAGGACAGAUCAAAUAUUCUGUCAUGCUUCCAGGAACUCAUGUCUGGCCCCACACAGGGCCCACCAAUUGUCGGCUAAGGAUGCAUUUGGGCUUAGUGAUACCUAAAGAAGGCUGCAGAAUUCGAUGUGCCCAAGAAAACAGAACCUGGGAAGAAGGGAAGGUUCUUAUUUUUGAUGACUCUUUUGAGCACGAAGUGUGGCAGGAUGCUGAAAGUUAUCGCCUGAUAUUCAUUGUUGAUGUGUGGCACCCUGAGUUAACAGCACAACAGAGACGAACCCUUCCUGCUAUUUAAGGGAUUAUUUCUGGUGUGAAGAGCAGAGGACCUUUAACCCUUCAGAGUAUGCAAAUAGAAACAUGCAGGAUUAUUUUAUCCAGCAUAUGAAGAAUGCUAGUAUUGUAAGGGUUAGAAGAGGUAACGAUGACAUUCUACAGUCACAGAGGACUUGAGUUUAAAAAACAAAAAGACAAAAGAAAAAGAAAAAAAAAAGCCAUGUUUGUUUCAUACUGAUAUAGCACUGAUAUGUAUUGUUUUUCUGGCUGCAAGUCUGAAAAUACAAAUCUUGUCAGUCAAGGAGCAAUAUAGGUCUGGAUUUUCAAGCUGAGGAACGUGCAGAUGUUUUUACCAUGCCUCUAUGACAUGUUCAAAAACAGUCAUCUACCUGCCCGGCCAUGUUCAGGCACAAGAUUUGCAAUAACACAUCCGGGAAACACUUCCCAGGCUUCCCUCUGGGAAGCAGCAUGUAAGAUAUUCAUAGACACAUGCAUCCGAUCAACUUUGAAAACCAUUGUGCAGUUGUAAUGUUAACUGCUUUAGGUAUAAAACAUGUUAUCAACUGUAGAUAAUGUGAAUGGAUUGUGUAUUUUGUUGGUUUUUUCUACCUGAAUAACAAUUUUUCUAGCACAAUUAUGAACAGAUCUUCUUCAAUCAACCACUAUUUUUAAAAAUAAUGUAUAUACAAAGUACAUCUCUAGCUAUAAGCAUAUACUGUAUGUUGUGCUGUAGCACAACAAAAGUAGUAUAAGAACAGAUAUCAUUUUGCCAACUGCGACCUUCUCUUGCCUUCCUGGAAAUGCAAACAGAAACUUGCAUAAUCCACUUCUUAGUAAAGCAUUGUUCUUCUAAAAGAAAAUAGUUCAAUUUUGUAAUGUGACUUUGGAAGAUGUUGAACAAGUAUGACAUCUGUAGACUUGUCUCUUACAGUGCUCUUCAGUUCUUAAGAUUAUGUGGUGAGCUGCAUAAGGACGGGGUCCUUCCAGGUUUCCUGCUGGAAUGCAAAGCGAAGAGCUGCAGGUUAUUAACUUGAAUUAACUUCUCCUGCCAGCAUCCUACACAGCGCUAGAAUGGUCCUUUAAUUGACCUAAUGGUGUUUUCCUUGUCUUGAAAUGUAUGAUGCAAUUCUGAAGCAGUCUUAUCACAGCAUCAUUUACAGUAUACUCUGUAUUUGCCACCCGGAGUUUACUAUAUGUUAAAAAAGCCUUAUUUUUAAGAAAGAAAUACUGGAUGUUUAACCAGUUGGUUUCUUGCUGUUUGACAGGAGAUGGAAGGUGCAGGAGCCUCCACAGUUAACUUCUAAGAACACUAACAAAAUAAACCAGAGUUUGCACAGAUGAUGUUUGAAACCAGCUGUUACCUACUCACCUUUAAGGCCAGUGGGGAAUGGAUAGGUGUGCUGGGAUGCUGGCGUCUGGUCAAGCUCAUCAAGAGCAGUGGCAUUGCUAGUGAAGGUUGAGAGAGACAGGUACUAAGCAAGGAGACAUUAGGGUUACUGAGUCUUCACAGCUUUGGCUUCGUUGUUUAAAGGACACUGAACAGUUGUCUUAUUUGCUUAAUGUUCUAUGAUUUUGUGCUGCAGAGACUACAUCACCUAAGUAUUGUAGGUAUAAAUAGCACAUGCUGCAUGAUCAUAAUGCCACAUUUGCUAAGCAAAACAUAGGCAGCAGCCUUGCAUUCCCACAAAUUGAAUGCUUUUCAGACUUUGUAUUUUAUUAAGUAAUCUUGUGAUGCCAUGUAACACAUGAUGAUUGCACCAUAAGCUCUUGUAACCCAUUUCUGGAGGUGUGCACUUUAAUUUCCCUUCUGACUAGUAAAAGAUAGACAGAACACACACUGAUACACCCUCUCUGAUCACGAGUCAGUUUUGGGCAGCAGUGGUUAUUAGACUUUAAUGUGUUGUCCGUAUCAGCAAUAACACAGAGUACCGUCUGCUGUAAGGUGACAGUUCUCUGUGAAUAAUCAUGAAAACUGAAAAGAUUUAUAAGUUUCACACUUUAGAAAAUAUAAAAAUACUUCUGGAGGCUUUAGGAGAAUUAUGUAUAAAACUGGAAAUAAUGUACUUUUUAUAUUAAGGAAUCAUAGUACAAUUUUUUAAAAGUAGUUCUGGUAGUUGUUGAGUCAGGGUGCGCUUUGUAUCUCUGUACACUUAUCAAGCAGUACAGAUUAUAAACUAUUUUGCUAUUCUGUAAAAUAAAGACAUAGUUCGUAAAGAAGUAAUUGAGAACUGUUUAAACCAAAAUUAAGGGCUUAGGAAUGCUUUUAUUAAUAUUGCAUUUUAGUUUCUAUAGCACAGAGUGAACACUAAAGGAGUGGUAAAAACUUCAGAGCUUUAUUUAUAAGAAAUCAUGCUGUCCUGAUUGUUCACUGUUCCUUUGAAGUCACGUGCUUUAUAUGUACAGAUUGCAAUUGGCAAAUAGAUCAAAGUUAUCUACCCAGAAUGUGUGUGCCUGAGUGGCACUGUUCAUUAAACUGUGUAGUGACAUAUUGACCAUUUGAUAUCUUAAGUGCCUUGAAUGUGACAAGGUUUAUUGUGAAUAGCUGCUGCAGCACUGAAGUGAUUCUGCUCUCUGCUUACCUGUCAAGGAGCUGAGAGCAUCUCUUUUUGUUAGAUACAUUUAUUGGAUUCGAUAUGUAAAUGGUGAGUAUAUAUAGCAAAACACAGAAAUUAGGCAGUGAAUAAGUGGUAUAUUAUUUUAGUUAUUCCUCUUUGCCAUCCAGUAUUUCAUGUUGAAAAAGCUUUUUAUACAUUGGGAAUGCCAAUGCAUGGAGUGAAUAGAAAUGCUUUUCAGAUUGGACACUAUUGCAAUAUAAAUGUUUCAUUCUUUAGUUUUGUUUAUGGAGUGAAAUGCCAGCACAGGGCAUUUGUAAGGUAGUAAGUAAAUACUUGAAUGAGCAGUAGUGGGCCAUCACAAAGAUUCAGUGCCAGUAGAGAUAAGUGUAUUAACAGUGAAAAACUGCAAACCAAAGUAUUACUUCACUAAUGCUGCAGUAUAGUAUGCCAUGUCUGCCUUGUUUUGUUUUUGUCUUUUUUAUGUAUGUUCGAUUUACUUUAUGCUUUAAGCAAGUUUGCCGUGACCAAUCCAAAGGUCUGAGAGUCUUCAUGAGCCUCGGGGAGCUGUGUCCAGUCACAGCUUUCUGUAGUGGGUUAUAAUGCCAUAAGGAAGCAGAAUGGAAGAAAACCCAAAGGUAAAUGGGUUCAGUCAUUUGUUUAAUGUUCCUGCAAGCCUCAGAGUGUCUGCUGCUUUCUCUGACUCCUGUGUUGCUUUGCUGGGAACAUUCACUGCCUUUAAGACUCUCUACUGUGGAGGCCAGGCCUUGCCCCAGUAACACAGUGCUGCAGAGGAAGGUUAUUGUGAAUGAGAGUGCCCAGUACACAUACAAGCAGGUACACCCCAGGUGUGUUAAUGGGAUCUGGAGGGUGUCCUUUCUGCCCUGUGCAAACAUAACAUGUUGUGAAUGAAGGCAGUGUUUUGUUACUCCAUUUGUUAAGGGAUGACCAUGUCCAGCUGGCCUAGGCCACCGCUUUCAGUGCAUUGCUUAUGAAUCCGGUGGAUGUUCCAGAGCUGUAUAAAAAACCCUUGUGCAGUC
Molecule: messenger RNA, 6257 nt
Organism: Numida meleagris (helmeted guineafowl)
Lineage: Eukaryota; Metazoa; Chordata; Aves; Galliformes; Numididae
Gene: ASPH
Product: aspartate beta-hydroxylase
Exons: 27
Coding region: 18-2687 (889 amino acids)
Biological process (GO): peptidyl-aspartic acid hydroxylation
Cellular component (GO): endoplasmic reticulum; membrane
Molecular function (GO): protein binding; peptidyl-aspartic acid 3-dioxygenase activity
Source: RefSeq, a predicted model, not a curated record